Cladocopium goreaui is the source of this 3747-nucleotide messenger RNA. The record is from the annotation of a GenBank genome assembly. NCBI's taxonomy places the organism in Eukaryota, Dinophyceae, Suessiales, Symbiodiniaceae.
AUGUCGGUGCUUCCAGCGACGGCACAGAGAUUUGGUCCACCUGAUCUUGAAGGUGUUCCAUCUGCACCGGACUGGGUGCACUAUGUGAAGAACAAGGUGGCCAAGUUUGGGAGGCCUCUGAAACUUUGCUGCCCAUGCAUCGGGCUCAACAAUGGGGGCAGGGCUUUGAAAGAACUUGGCAUCGACUAUGAGCUUGUGGGGUCUUGCGAUGUGUUGUCACAUUUGGAAGAGCCCCUUGAACAGUUAGAAGGCAACCUGAAUGGCAUCAAGUUAGGCACAGAAGCUGGGGACAUUUUGUCCAUGGACUUGGAGACCCUCCCAAAAGAAGUGGACAUUUUGAUGGCUGGACCUCCAUGUCCACCAUUUGCUUCGAAUGGAAAUCGAAACCCAAAAGAGGAUGAACGAACCAAUGUGUUUUACCAGGUGAUUCUUUGGAUUGUCCUGUUUGUUCGUCGAGCUGGCCUUCUCUAUGCUUUGGUUGAGAAUGUGCAAGGUUGUGCCAACCGGCUGAAUGGGGCUACCAAAAGUUUCAUGGACAUCCUUUUGGAGUUCUUCGAGCAGGAGUUGCCCGAGAUGGUUUGGCGUCUUGAUUCCCUGAAUGCUGCUAACUAUGGGUUGGCGCAAUCACGAAAUCGAGUUUUUCUGCAAGGGUUGAGACGAGAUGUGAAGAGCUCCGUUCCUGCACCUUUACCUGCCUUUGAGCCAGUUUCUCUGAGAGAUUUCUUGAAACCUGGACUACCUCCCACACCGAGGGACAGCUUGACGAAAACCAUGCAGACCAAUCUGAAAAACUAUGAGGGCUUGGUUCGCCAAAAGAAGAAAGAUGGCACCAUUCCAAGGGGUUCCCUGGCUGUCUUUGAACUGGAUCGGGCAUUUGGCAAAACCUACAACCCAUCCAUGACAUUGGACAUGUCACCUUGCCUGAAAACCCAACUCCGCUACUUGUUUGUGGUGUCCACGGAUGAUGUGGAUUUGGCUGUGGCACCCGUGGUGAAGGCCAUCGAGAUCCGUUUUGGCACUUUGACCUCAUGGCCGAAGAAGGCACCUUUUGAUGGAGGAGACCUACCUGAUGUCCGGAGCUUCUUUUUGGCCCAGAUCCCCAAGAAGGCUGAGAAGAGUGACCGUAAGAGUUCCAAGCAAAAGGUUUUGAAAAAACCUGGGGGGAAAUUCAAGCCAAAGGUUUUGAAAAAACCGGCUGGCAAAAACACCAAGAAAAAGGUUUCAAAGAAACCAAAAGCUUCCAGCAUGAAGAAGACAGCCAAGACUCAGAAACCCAGCUCUGGCAAACCGUCAGAGAAACAAAUGCCAAAGAAACAGAGCUCUGGCAAACGAAACACCGAAGAGGUAUCUUUGAAUUUUGGGCUCACUUUGACAAAGAGCAGCAAGUGCAAGCGUGGUGUGGCCAUCAGCAGUGACAGUUCCUACAAUCCAAGGCUAGCCAAGCAAGAUUUUACUGACUCGGGAAGGGACCUGAUUGAAAUCCACACUCCUUAUGGAGACCUCGUUCAAUCGAUGGCAUUGCCACUAGAAGAUCCAAAAGAGGAUAUCUUUGUCAAAGCCAAAUUCUGUGGUAUCUUGGGGGAUGAAAAGGCAUUGAAAGAAUCACUUGGAGUUACUGGGUCAAGUGGCACAAAGCCAUGUUUCAAUUGCAAAAACAUUGGAAGCAAACACAACGACCUUUCAGACCACGACUACUUUGUCAGCUUGGACUGUUCGAAAUUUUCCGACUUGGACCUUCACACCGAUUCCUCGUUUCGUGAAAUGGCCGAUCUGCUUUUGUUACAUGACAGGGACCCUACCAUGACCAAGAAAAAAUUUGGCAAACUUCAGCAGGUAUUGGGAUUGAAAUAUGACAAAGACACCCUGUUGUUUCAGCCGGAUUUGAAAGAUUUGGUACAACCGAUAUCUUGCACCAUUUGGGACUGGAUGCAUGUUUUGGUGAGUCAUGGGCAAGCUGACGUGGAACUUGGGCUUUUCGUGCAUAAAAUGGUUUCUGAAACUCGAAUUAGCAUCAAACAACUGGAGGAUUUUGUGCUGCAAUUUGAGGGCUUACGGCAAUCUGGUGGAAAAUUCAACCGCAAUUUUUUGACGAGUCGCUUGAAAAAAGAAGGUGGCCCGUUCAAGGGUUUCUCUGGUGAACUUUUGGACCUUCUCCCAUUGGUGAGAACAUUUGUGGACAUGGUGCUGGUACCUUCUGGGAAAAUGCCUACACACAUUGAGUCAUUCAAAGAACUCUGCAAAAUCGUGGAUAUCAUGACCAUGGGUGAUGCAGCUUGCCCGGCGGUGAACGUGAAAUUGAGUUAUAAGUCAGUUACGGCUAAGUCCGAAACCCAACAUUGGCAGCAGCUUCGCAAGAAGAACCCCACGGAGGUGACCAGUCCCCUCAGACAACACCUUUGUCUGUGGUUCCUGAAGGACUUGCAGACCCGGGCCAUCAAAGUCUCAGAGUGCAAAGUGGGGGACCCCCUGCUCCAGGCCUGCAUGGACAGGAAAUUGCUGCUGGAGGACAUGAGUUGGCCUUUUCUCAAAUGGGAUCCCUCCACAAAAGCCCUGAUUAUCGACAAGAAGAAGGCGGUGUCGAUGGUCAAGAUGCUCCAGCACUUGGAGGAACUGUGCGAGGACAUGCGGGAUCCGAACGACGCUGAAGCCACACGUUCCCAAACAGAGCUCCUUGGCAAGCACACUCCAGCAGAUGAUGCCGACUGCACCGGGCAAGGGCCGUGGCAAGGGCAAAUCCAAGACCAAGUCAACCGACACAUGACCUCUGAGGAGAUCCACCGGUUGCGCUCCUUGACCGCAGUCAUGCAACUUGCCAAUGACAGCACCUGGUGUUUUGCAAACGUGACGGUGCAUUGCCUGUUCUGGGCACUUCUUUGCCAGCCCGUUGCAGACACUGAAUCUUGGGGCAAGCAUUUUGAACCACUUAUUCAAACGAUUCUUGAUAGCUGGAACUCUCCUGUUGUUUUGGCUGUUUUGCCGUGGUUCAAACAAGUGCUUGACAACUGGGGCCGCCCACAAGCUCAACAAGAUUGUGGGGAAUUUGUUCACAUCAUUCUGCGUUGGAUGACCUCUCCAGUGAUUGACAUGCACUGGGAGCGCCGCUGUGAGCAAAAGGGCCGAGUGCAAUGCAUGGACCAAGGUGACCAAUACAUGCCUUUGUUUCUGCAAUUUCCUCCUGCAGUUGCCCAGAGUUCUUCAUGCAAAUUUGACCAGCUUAUUCUGCACUGGUGCCAGGCUUAUGGCAUGCAAACGGCUCUCACCAGGGCUGCACCCUUGCUUUGCCUGCACGUGGACAGACUUCAUGAGGGACUCAAUGGCCAGAUCGAGAAAAGCAGUUGUGCAAUUGACAUUGAAUCAGAACUCACCAUUCCGGUGUUUUGCAAUGCCACGUUGGAACAGGAGCAUGUCAGUUAUGUUCUCAUUGCUGCUGCCUCACAUUUGGGACAGGAUGCUGCAGGCCAUUACCAGGCCAUCCUGAAGAUACAACCUGUGGUGACACAGGAAUCCAAGCCGGCGAAAUGGCUGCUGACACAGGACAACCAACGUCCCAGUCCCAUAUGGCGUGCCCCAGACCUUUUCAUGCAGAACAUGACGAUUGCGUGGUUGGUUCGAUCAGACUGUAUUCAAAUCCCACAGUACUUUCCUGAUUUUGCCAAAGUUGAGGAAGCUGUUGACCCGACACAACAGAUCCUGGCAUUGCUGCGACCUGAUUCAACUGCAAUGGCACCAUCCGACAUUCCACAGUGA